AUGUUUCUGCCACUCAUUUGGUGGCUUUGGUUUGCUGUGGCCCGGGCCCAAGUUACAUGUGAAGGUGAUGCCUGUGAAGCCGAAACAGCAGCACUCCUGCAACUCCAAAAAGGGCUUGAGAAGUGGCACUUUGGUGGCAUCGUUCCCGGAGAUUCUGACUACCAGCGCUUGGAGGGUGCGGCUAUGCCAGAGAUUCCUCUAUUUGGCGGCAAACUGCCCGUAGAAUUUGACGCUCGCGAAGCCUGGCCACACUGCAAGCACGUGGUAAAUCACAUUCGCGAUCAGAGCAAUUGCGGAUCUUGCUGGGCAGUGGGAAGCGUUUCAACUUUCAACGAUCGCCUUUGCAUUCUCAAAGGUGACACCAAGACCAUCCUCUCAGCUGAUGACCCACUUGCGAAUUGCAACAGCACGAUCGAAGGCUCUUCGCUGCCCACCUGUGUGAAGCCAGUUCAAGGUGGUUGCUUUGGGGGCCAAUUGGAAUUUGUUUGGAAGUGGUAUGUAGAAGCGGGCGCUGUGAGCGGAGCUGGAUUUGUGAAGGCAGACAAGCAUCCUGGGUCCACAUGCGCACCAUAUCCCUUUCCUCCUUGUAAUAGUCCAGCCUACGCAGGGCAGCCGGAAUGCCAGACAAAUUUCAAAACACCUGCUCCUUUCAGCCAAUGUGACCAUCCCUUCAAAACACCAUAUUUGCAUAACAAAGUCAAAGCUACAAGUUGGUACAAAGUCCCACGGAAGAAGAUCCAAGAGGAGAUCAUGGCACGAGGACCCGUCAGUUGCCAAGUGCUAGCUACUUGCUCCAUGAAGGACUACACUGGUGGAGUGUACGUACCCUCGGGCCGAGUUUGCGGUGGCCACGUGAUGCGCAUUGUUGGGUGGGGAGUCGAAGCUGGAAAGGACUAUUGGUGGGUAGCGAAUUCUUGGGGGCCUCAUUGGGGGCUCGGCGGCUUUAUCAAAUGGAUCCGUGGGUUUGACGCGCAAGGAAUCGAGAGUGGCGUGGUUGCUGGCAUCUGUUGA
Messenger RNA from Durusdinium trenchii, 1011 nucleotides. NCBI's taxonomy places the organism in Eukaryota, Dinophyceae, Suessiales, Symbiodiniaceae. The record is from the annotation of a GenBank genome assembly.